AAAUGUAAGCACCCAUCCUCUCUCAUAUGGUUAACGUUAUUACCAUUUCACUCCCUAAAAAUAAACAUUUGCUUCUUAGUGCCACCCAAUUAGCCAAAAAAAUAACUGAAAGAGAAAUUAAAUGUCUUGCUCUUGUUGAGGAAUAUAUUGAGAGAAUCAAAGAAGUUCAACCUGUUAUAAAUGCCCUAGCUGAAGAGAAUUUUGAUUAUGCCUUGAAAGAAGCGAUUAAAGUGGAUGACUUUUUACAAAAUGAAACUUCUCACCCAUCAGACAUUUUAAGGCAAAAACCAUUGUUAGGAGUUCCUAUCACAAUUAAAGAAUGCUUUGCAGUCAAAGGUCUCCCAAACUCUUGCGGCGUAUACAACAGGCGAGACCAUUUGAGUCAAUCUACCGCUCAAGCCGUUAGCGCCUUAAUAGGGUCGGGCGCCAUAGUGAUAGCUACUAGCUCAAUGCCCGAACUCGGCCUUUGGUGGGAGACUUACAACACCAUACGGGGCCGAACUCGCAACCCCUAUGACGUCACCAUGAUAACCGGUGGCUCCUCUGGCGGAGAAGGUGCCCUAAUAGCUUCCGCGGCGUCCCCUUUAGGCCUAGGUUCAGACGUAGGUGGUAGUAUUAGAAUGCCCGCCUUUUUCAACGGGAUCUUCGGCCAUAAACCAACAGCUGGUAUAGUUUCCAACGAAGGCCAUUACCCGCCGGCCACGGGCGACUUAAACCGAUAUUUGGUUACCGGCCCGUUAGCUAGGAAUAGCGAAGAUCUAUUAACCGUCAUGAAAAUUUUGACCAAGAAUAUACCCGAAAUAAACGGAGAUUUGCUCAAACUGGACCAGGAAGUCGAUCUACAAAAUUUGAAAUACUUUUCCUUUUGCGAUGAUAUGAUGAGGCCCUGGGUGUCCAAAAUUUGCCCACAACUCAGGCACGCCCAAGAACAAGUCGUUAAACACAUAGAGACGCGGUUUGGAAAACGGGUGGAAACGUUGAAGAUCCAAGAUUUCCCAGGCCUGAAUAAGGCUUUCAUCCUGUGGAUAUCGGCUUUGGAAAAAUGCGGGGGACCACCCUUCUCGGAGAUUAUCACAGGAUACGAGGGGAAAGCCAGUGCCAUGACCGAACUCAGCAAAUGGCUCCUGAAAACCAAAAAUUCUCACACUUUCCCUUGUGUGACCUUUUUAGCCCAAGAAGCCUUGCUCAAGCACUUUGUUUCGCCAAAGAUUUCUCAAAAAUAUUGUGACCAACUGCAGGAUUUGAAACAGCAGCUCACGUCCACCUUGGGCUCUGAUGGCGUCCUCAUAUUUCCUUCCCACCCUCUCUACCAUUACAAGCACAGUGCCCCUUUCCUGACCCCCUUUAAUUUUAUUUACACAGCUAUCUUCAACGUUCUUGGCUUUCCAGUGACCCAAUGCCCAUUAGGUACUUGGAGCAAAUUCUCACAAAGGUUUCCCUCGACUGACAAAACACUCUCGAAUCUUAGAAAGAACAAGAGCAGUAAAAAUAUGCCGCUAGGUGUGCAGUUAGUAGCUGGGAAUUACAAUGACCGAUUAACAUUGGCCCUCUCUCAAGAAUUGGAAAAAACCUUUGGUGGUUGGGAUUACUCACCUUUUAUCAGUGAAACAUUGUCUUGUUUAAAAAAAUGAUUGGAUAAAAAGGCACAAUAAUAGAAAUCUACUAUCCUCCUAUUAAGCAGUAAGAAGCAGCAAAAGAUACGAUUCAACAACAAUGAUUUUUGCAUUUCUAAUUCAAAAAAAAGAAGCUUUAUUAUUUAACAAUUUUUAUAGUUUUAUUUUUUUAAUGACAACUUUACCAAAAAAAAAUUUAUAUUAUAUUUAUACUGUCUUCCACUGCCAUUGUACACAAAAAGACAUAAA
Molecule: messenger RNA, 1862 nt
Organism: Gordionus sp. m RMFG-2023
Lineage: Eukaryota; Metazoa; Nematomorpha; Gordioida; Chordodea; Parachordodidae
Product: fatty-acid amide hydrolase 2-A-like
Exons: 9
Coding region: 27-1631 (534 amino acids)
Cellular component (GO): endomembrane system
Source: RefSeq, a predicted model, not a curated record